AUGGCGGCGCUGGGCACGGGGGAGAGGCUGGCGGCGGCGCAGGUGGCACGGGAGAGGCCGGCGGCGGCGCAGGUGGCACGGGAGAGGCCAGCGGCGGCGCUGGGCGUGGGGGAGAGGUCGCCGGCGACGCAGGUGGCGGGGGAGAGGCCGCUGGCGGCGCUGGGCGCGGGGGCGAGGUCGCGGAGCCAGCCGGCGACGGGGUCGGCGAUGCAGCCGUCGACGCCAACGCAGAGGGCAGGGACACGGCUGUCGGCGCUGGGGGUGGGGGCAGGGGCAAGGACGCGGCUGCUAGCGUCGGCACUGGGGGCAGACUCGCAGGCGACGAUGCUGAGGAUGCAGCCGGCGGCAUGUGAUGAUGACACAGAGGAGGAGGAGUAUGUCGAGGAGGGAGAUGAGGAGUCAGAAGUGCCUACAGCAGAGUCAUCAGAGGAGGCAGAGUCUGAUGAGGAAGAGGCAGCAGGAGAUGAGGAGGCCCCAAAGCCUCAAGCUGAGAGGGAGCUAGAGCAGCCGGCAGAGGAGAAGGCCCCAUAG
Oryza brachyantha (malo sina) is the source of this 531-nucleotide messenger RNA. RefSeq lists its product as uncharacterized. The transcript has 2 exons. The record is from RefSeq and is a predicted model, not a curated record. NCBI's taxonomy places the organism in Eukaryota, Viridiplantae, Streptophyta, Magnoliopsida, Poales, Poaceae. Bases 1 to 531 code for a protein of 176 amino acids.